AGUGGGAGCCGGGACUGAACUGAAGCCAAAUAUGGAAGAGCUUGGGAUGGUGAAAUUACACUUUGGCUCCUGAAUUUCGGCCAAAUUGCAUCCAACUCCCUCCCCCUGUCCCCCACAAAGAGAGAGACCCUUCGCGGCCGAUACACCGAAAGCUCAGACCCGAGUCAGUCAGCAGCAAAGCAGACAGCCCGACGAGGGAAAACCCCACCCGUCAUUCUUUCUCAGUACAGUGGAAGAAGAACAUGGCCGACGAAGCUAACAGAGCUGCCUUUAUGGAGAUUCAAUCUCGUAUGAUCGAGAACACGGGCAAAUUGAAGCAGGUUCAAAAUCAGCUACGAAAUAAAGAAUGGGAAAAGAAGCGUGCAUAUUUGACCUUGGAGGAGCUAAAGCAGCUGCCUAACGAUACCAAUACAUACAAGUCCGUAGGAAGAACUUUCAUUUUGGAGCCCAAGACAAUUUUGAUGAAUGAGCAGGAACAGAAGCUGAAGGAUAGUGAGGCUGCUAUAGCCACAUUACAGGCUUCGAAGGAGUACCUUGAGAAGCAGAGCAAAGAGGUAGAGAAUAACUGGAGAGAACUUCUGCAGCAAGACCCAGGCCUUGCUCAUCAGAUCAUGUCAAUGUCUGUAAUGUAAAUGGCCUCUUUCCUGUUUAGGUUGGUCCUUUUUUUUUUUAUCUGUCUGACCCAAUGUCCGAGCUUCUGUUACGGUGAUCGCUUCAUGCUGUCUUAUGAAGUCAUGAGGACUUUUGUGAAAGCAUGAUGGCCAUUGUUCUCUGAAUCAUCCAUUUUGCUUGGAGGUAAAACCCCCUCAAAAUUGUCCAGUACGUUUUCCUUCUUUUCACUUUUUUAUGAUGCCAGAUGAGUCUAAACUGUUCAGCCGAGUCAAAUCGAUACAAUGCGAGGUUCGAGCUGGUCUCAGCUCCUAGUGUUUGUACCUAAAAUGACUAAAGCUUGAUUCCUAUUGCUUUUUCGGAUUCAAAUUCA
Messenger RNA from Punica granatum (pomegranate), 982 nucleotides. Lineage: Eukaryota; Viridiplantae; Streptophyta; Magnoliopsida; Myrtales; Lythraceae. The record is from RefSeq and is a predicted model, not a curated record.